ACCGAUAUGCAACUCGACACAGCUUCUAUGCAUCGCACAGCACAAMAGUGAGUUACGAUUCUACAGUCCACCGAUAGGCAACAUAAGAGGUUUUCUGCUGACGGAGAUGAAGUCACCUCUCAACUGUUCCCAGUGCUUGCCCACGUGCCACGAAAGUGUGUUUGAUCUGGAUAUGGAUUAUUCGUUGGAUUCGCUGCCACUGACGAGGAGAAGUUAUGGAUCUGUGGACAUAUUCUAUAGGAAUGAGGGAGCAGUGAAGUAUGAGAGGGACGUUACCUUCGGCUGGAUCGACUUGUUGGUGUCGUUUGGUGGCAUUGCUGGUCUGUUUUUGGGAUUUAGUUUGCUGACAAUCAUUGAGUUCGUGUACUGGGGCAUUAAGUUCCUMAUAUAUCAAUACAAUAAGCCUUUUUCAUCAACAAAUAAAAUAACACCUACAUAUUAAUAAUAGCACAUUUAUUAAAUGAUGAAACAGUAUGUUAU
Messenger RNA from Diuraphis noxia (Russian wheat aphid), 480 nucleotides. RefSeq names its product sodium channel protein Nach-like. NCBI's taxonomy places the organism in Eukaryota, Metazoa, Arthropoda, Insecta, Hemiptera, Aphididae. The record is from RefSeq and is a predicted model, not a curated record. Gene Ontology annotation, cellular component: plasma membrane. Gene Ontology annotation, molecular function: ligand-gated sodium channel activity. Gene Ontology annotation, biological process: sodium ion transmembrane transport.